Molecule: messenger RNA, 3916 nt
Organism: Schistocerca piceifrons (Central American locust)
Lineage: Eukaryota; Metazoa; Arthropoda; Insecta; Orthoptera; Acrididae
Gene: Usp15-31
Product: ubiquitin carboxyl-terminal hydrolase 31
Exons: 12
Coding region: 90-2891 (933 amino acids)
Biological process (GO): protein deubiquitination
Molecular function (GO): cysteine-type deubiquitinase activity
Source: RefSeq, a predicted model, not a curated record
UUCUUGAUGGAAUUGCAGAGGAAGUCAGUUGACAAGUUUAAAGGUUAAAAAGUGUUGUAGAUGUGUGCGAAGGUUGUGACUUUGUCAUUAUGUCAGAUAAAAACUCCACAAGAAUAAUGAAGUCCUCAUCUGAAGGUGAAAUACUUGACAGGGAAGAAACACAGUUAAUAAAUGAGGCUGCCGAUUUUACUAGAGCGAACUCUUAUGCAGAACCGAAGUUAAAACGCACCUUUACUCUUCCUAGGAAUCUUUUGUCGUCGAGAAUGAGUAAAAGAAGAGCUAAACAUAAAGAAGGUAAAGAUGUCAGUGCCUCAAAUGCGCAGACAAUUUCGGAAGUGCAAAAUACGGAUGCCCAAAAGUCAAAUAAAAAAGUGUUUAGAGUUCCUUCAUGGAAGAAGUUUAUAAACAAAGUGGUGCAUCAUAUGUCGACCGUAGGUGUUCCAAAUAAUAAAUAUGUGAGUGUUAAUUAUAAAUAUGAUAGGCGUAGACGAGAUACUGUAUCGCUAUCGUCAUCUGAUAUUAGGGUACCACCGACUCGCCCCGCCCACCUUGCAAAUCUGGUAAACAGUGACAAGGUCCCCGGUGUAACAGGACUACGUAACCAUGGGAAUACGUGUUUUAUAAAUGCAGUUCUUCAGUGCCUCAGUCAUACCGAUAUUUUAGCUGAAUAUUUUGUUCUGGACCAAUACAAAGUUGACCUCUCCCGUAGGAAUAAGUUGAAUUCAAAAAAAUAUGGCACGAAAGGUGAAGUAACAGAACAGUUGGCCCUUCUCCUAAAAGCUAUUUGGUCGUGUCAGUAUGACCCCGAGAUCACCAACCAAUUCAAGAUAGUUGUCGACAAAUAUGGUAGUCAGUAUAGAGGUAACAAUCAACACGACGCCCAGGAAUUUCUUCUGUGGUUGCUCGAUAAAGUGCAUGAAGAUCUCAACACGGCGACAAAGAAGAAAUACAAGAUUAUUAAGAACUCAUUUGGUCGACCAGAUGAGGUGGUUGCUGCUGAAACAUUGGAAAACCACAUUCGCUGCAACAACAGUUUUGUGCACGCUGUGUUCCAAGCUCAGUUUAGGUCAUCACUAACAUGCCCACGUUGUAAACGGCAGAGCAACACGUUCGACCCCUUCCUCUGUGUAUCUGUGCCUGUACCGCAAAACCAGACGAGGCCCGUGUACGUCACGGUGCUGUACACUUCGCAGCAGCCGAGACAGGUGAAAUUAGGUGUGUCUCUCCCUGCUCACGCAGAAGUACGAGAAUUGCGUGAGCUGUUGGCAUCCGAUACAUGCAUCUCUGAGAACCACAUGCUGCUCACAGAAAUAGACGAUUUUGGCUUCCAUCGCACAUUUUCAGACACUCAGCCAGUGUCGAUAAUUAAGGAGACUGACCCUGUAUACUGUCUGGAGCUGCCACAGCUGAAAGAAGCGACAGAGGACAGCGGCGCCUACAUCCUCUUGUGCUGGGUCAACUUGCUCGUUGUCGAUGAUCAAUGUGCGAGGUUUAGCAGUCCAUACACAAUGCAAGUUGGUCGUGAGACAUCUUACAAAGAUCUUCAGAAACUGAUCCUGAAAGAAAUGAACACAAUUCUUCAUGAUGAUGUUCUUGUCAAUUCACAGGAUAUUCCUCUGUUCCGCAUGCGCAUUGUUGAUGGGCUGGGAGGUUCACCUACGUUCCUGGAUCCCCUGCUCGACCACCCACUGUACAUGGAGGCUGUAGAUCAAGCACUUGCCCUGUGUGAGAAGGAAGCAGGGCCUCCUCAUCUGAAGCUGGUUUUAGAGUGGGAUCUCCAGGCCAAGGACAGCACAAUUGCUGAUGACAGUGACCAAAUGGAAGAACUUGCCAGUGUAAAGCAGCUGAAGAUGAGUACAGAGCAGGGUGGAACUGUCAGCCUGGAGGAGUGCUUUGAGUUGUACACACGAGCAGAAGUGCUGAGUGCUGAAGAUGCCUGGCAUUGCCCAUACUGUAAUCGCAAGCAAGAGGUAGUCAAGAAGUUGGGUCUGUGGUCUCUGCCAGAUAUUCUUGUGAUACACCUAAAACGUUUCAGACAGCAAUCCAAGCAGAGGUCUACAACAAAACUGACAACGCUGGUCGAUUUCCCUCUAUAUGGGUUCGAUAUGAACCCUCACCUGGCUGACCGACCAAACGGCCCUCCUCCUCAAAACCUGUGUUCACCGGGUGGUGGUGUCCUCGGCGGUCUCGGCUGGUCUCCAUGGAAACGGCCUCGUCGCACUCCCAACCGACCGGAUGACAAUGUGUACGAUCUGUACGCAGUGUGCAACCACCAUGGCCAGGAUCCCCAGGGUGGCCAUUAUACAGCUUUCUGCCGGAACCCAUACGAUGCCCAGUGGUACUGUUUUGACGACACUCGCGUGGAGCCCGUCUCCGAGACGAGUAUAGUGACAUCUGCUGCCUACAUCCUGUUCUACCAGCGCCGGGGACUGAGCACGGGGUCCUACUCGGCCAGCUCGGCUGCAUCCACCAGCUCGUCGGGCUCUGGGCUUGACCAUUGGGUCUAUCGGAUGCCUGCUUUCAACCACUCCAUUAGCCGCUCUCAGGAAGACCUCUCCAACAAAGAAUCGGAAGAAAAUGCUGCGCCCAAUUUCACUCGUGGUGCUCGUAACUACUCGACGCUGCAACCGCAACCGACAAACAAGCGUUCAGUGGCCACGGAGACGGAAGCCGACCAUUACUCUGACGAGGAUGCGCCACUUGCCUCUCCCAGGAGUGACUGGCCGAAGGAAGAGCAGAAAUCAGCUGAGAACGAGGUGCCAGUAGAAGUGACACAGAAGGAGUGUGCUGAAGACCAGAGGCAGGAUGUAUCUUGUGAAGCUGGAAUCCCCCCACCCCCACCGAGUGCAGAUGUCCAGCCGCCUACAGUUGUCACGGAGUCGUGUGUGUGACAGGAGGAGGACUUCGUUUUUCCUCACAUCACACUGCUGGCAUCGUUUCCCUGUUUCACAUUAAACAUAAGUUUCUAUAAGCAGAAGACACUUGUACAAUCUGCUUCGAGGCUGCUGUGAGGAUUUUAUGCGGGCCUGAAAUUGCUCUGUUAAACAUGGAAACAAACCAUUACACCUAAACCGUUACUCGUCGUCGGUUAUCGUGUUCUAGGCUUCUCAUUACGCGGCAUAUUUGCUUUAAUGGCAGUUACCUCACUGAAUUCCAAAGUACAACUAUCAUGAAGUUCUAUUUUAGAUGCCUCUCAAAAGUAAUACUGAAUGCAUAUCAUGAUGUAUUUUCAAGUGUAAUAUUCCUAUUGCACAGUUGUUUAUAUUUCAAGAUCUGUAUAUGAUGUAGUGCAGUUACAGAAUUUUGUAAGUAUGAAAAUGAUACAAAGUAAACAUUUAGUUUGGAAUACAGAGGAGAUUCUUUAACAAUGUUUCAGAUCAUUAUGGAGAUGCUACUUGAACAUGGAUCAUAUUCCACAGUUUGUUUUGAUAUUUGUACUGCAGAGAAAAAGCUCUUCAGCUAAUACAUUAAGAUCAGAUUAAUUGUGGCUUUCUAAAAUGUAUUCAUUUUUUUUAAAAGCAUGUCAGGCAUUUGUAAAUUGAAGCAGAAAAUCAAGUUAGAGGCAACCACCAUGGUUGCUAAAAUGUUAGCAGUUGAGCUGGUGACUUACUUAAGGUAAUUUCUUGGUGCAGUUUAUGGAUGGCUGGUUUACAUGUUCUGAAAUUAGCAGAGUGUUUGGAGAUACUUGCACCAAUAUUGAUGCACUUCAUCCAUAAAAAAAUUAGUUCAGACAAGAAUUAUUACUUUCAUUUUGUUAACUUUUUAAUCAAUUUAUAACAUACUGAUGGAAUGCCGAAGAUUUUUUGUAGAUUUUAUAAACAAUGCAGACAAAUGUGACUUAGUCAAGUAACUGAAACCAUAACCACCUAUCAGAAACUGAUGCAACAGUUGUGUACUGGAAUUUUCAACUAAGUUA